Bacidia gigantensis is the source of this 1176-nucleotide messenger RNA. RefSeq lists its product as uncharacterized. Bases 1 to 1176 code for a protein of 391 amino acids. Gene Ontology annotation, molecular function: ubiquitin protein ligase activity; protein binding. The record is from RefSeq and is a predicted model, not a curated record. Gene Ontology annotation, cellular component: cytosol; mitotic spindle pole body; ubiquitin ligase complex. The transcript is spliced from 2 exons. NCBI's taxonomy places the organism in Eukaryota, Fungi, Ascomycota, Lecanoromycetes, Lecanorales, Ramalinaceae. Gene Ontology annotation, biological process: protein ubiquitination; ubiquitin-dependent protein catabolic process; negative regulation of septation initiation signaling.
AUGGUCAGGCUACGCUCGACGGGGGCAGCAGAGGCCGAAGGGCCGGUCGAAAGACCUGCUGCACGACCACAAGCGCAAGAGCAUGACAGUUCCUCUAAUUUACAUGGUCAUGCAAAAGAUGACAUGCCCACCAUCAGAUUGACGCCACAUCAAGACCCUCGAUCGAACAGGCCAUCCUUAACGUUUCCUGCAACGACAAGGACCCUGCCCCACGAGGAGUGCGUGAUACGUGUUGGGCGAUAUUCUGAGCGAGAUGUAAAUCCAAAUCCUGUUCCCAAUCAGCCGUCAGCCGCCCCCAUCGGCUUCAAGUCCAAAGUCGUCAGCCGAAGACAUUGCGAGUUCUGGUGUUCACAAGGUCAAUGGUAUAUUAAGGAUGUGAAGAGCUCAUCGGGCACCUUUCUUAAUCAUAUCAGACUGAGUCAGCCAAACAUGGAGUCGCGGCCAUUCCCUGUGAAUGACGGAGAUGUGGUCCAAUUAGGAAUAGAUUUCCGAGGAGGUGAAGAGAUGAUAUUCAGGUGUGUGAAGAUACGGAUUGAAUGCAACCGAGGCUGGCAGAAGACGCUCAACAAUUACAAACCGAUAUUGAAUGAUCACAAGUCGUGGCCGCAAUUCCUGUGUCCCAACUGCCGAGCUAUUCAUGAUCUGGACGCCGAUGUUGAUGACUCGUUCGACACCAACUGGGAAGAGGAGGAAGAUCGCCCCAUGUCAGAUUCGCCAGGCCGAUCUGGAGACGUCGAAGCCACGCAGACAAUAGGCGAAAACACAGUAAAGCUCCAGAAUGUGCACAUCAAUGGGAAUGCCCAUGAACGACUGACUCCUUCGCCGCGUGUAACGCAUGUACAAGAGGACGACCAUUUUACGCAAAACGCCACAGCUCGCGCAAAUCUCACCGAUGGCGCAACGACCUCUUCCACUUUACUUGAGCGAAGAAAUGUUGCAAACAGUGAACAGGCUAACAUACGUCUUCCCUCCGGCUCAGGCUCUUUCCUCAGCCCAAUCGUACCCACGCAACCCCUCAUGUCAAGUGAAGAAACACUAGAAGGACAGCAUUCCGGCACACCAACGAUGGAUAUGCUGGUCAACGAAGGACCAAUGACACCUACGAACACUGCAGGCCCAUUUGUUUUCGACGGUAGUGCGGGAAGAUCUUCGUCAGAAGCAUCAGCAGCGGCGUAA